This is a messenger RNA of Cajanus cajan (pigeon pea), 2787 nucleotides long. Its product is annotated as calcium-dependent mitochondrial ATP-magnesium/phosphate carrier protein 2. The record is from RefSeq and is a predicted model, not a curated record. NCBI's taxonomy places the organism in Eukaryota, Viridiplantae, Streptophyta, Magnoliopsida, Fabales, Fabaceae. Gene Ontology annotation, molecular function: calcium ion binding. Gene Ontology annotation, biological process: transmembrane transport.
GGCAGGGUGGAGUACCACGAGUUCCGCCGUUACAUGGACGAUAAGGAAUUGGAGCUUUACCGCAUCUUCCAAGCCAUCGAUGUCGAACACAAUGGCAACAUUCUCCCUGAAGAGCUCUAUGAUGCUCUUUGCAAAGCUGGUUGGAGGAGCCAUUCAUGUCCUGAAACUUGCUUUUAAUGGAGUCCAAUAGGAUUUUGCAAAAAUUAAUUGUUUGGUUUAUGUUUCUUAGAAUGAAGUAUAUGUUCUUGCUAAUCAUGUUCCUUAAGAGUGUACAGUCUUGGUUUAAUCCGCAGUCCGCAGUCUGUAUGUAUGGUCGAGCAUCUAUAGGGAGAGGUUAAUAUUUUAAAUAGAUUUUGUGUCUCGAGGAAUUAGUCUUGGUCAGAUACCUUGAGUCACUAAAAUAAACUAAGAAUACAUUCCUAACAGUUCGCAUGAGUAAAAGUGGAAAAAAUGUACCUUUUCUAUUUGGUUGAGAAUUUUAUGCUAAAUUUGACCACAAACUUUCAUGAAAGCAUGGAUCACUUACUUUUGAACAUAAAUCACUUUGUUUCAAAUUUAAAUUUACAAAAUCAAGGUCAUUUAAAAUCAAGUUUGGGAGCACCCAUCCAAACAGAGCUAUAAGGUAAGACAUUGGCUUUUGAUGUUUUGGCUGGCUAAUAACAAUAUUUCAGCGAAUAUAAUAUAAGGUAAGAUUGUUUUUAGUAGGAAACAGAUUUGUGGAUUCUAUGACAGGGAAGUGGUUUUGCUUUGUUCCUUUUUAUUGGACAUUUGUUGCCAAUCAUUACGAUUAUGCUCGAACAAUGUUGGGAGACUUGCAAAUUGCAAUGUUUAUAUUCCUUCACAAUUUUGGCGAGCUCUCUUUGAUAUGUCUCUUUUAACUGAUAUACGGUGGAUUUGUUUUGUAUUUUUUCGUUUGGGGUCAUUCUUUGGAUCUGCAUGAUGCGUGAGAUUUGGGAAGGCUACUUCAAUCUUUGAUGAUGGAUUCUGUAAUGUGUUUGUUACUUAUUUGCUUGCAUAGUUUUUUGUGUGCAAUAAUCUGCUGUGGUCUGUACCCUUUAGUGGAUUUUGAAGAUGACAUUCCUUUAUGCCUUUUGCGGAAGCUCCUUCCAUGUUAUGGUUUUUGUUUUUCCAGAUAGUAUUUAUCAUAAGCUUGUGCAGUUUCAAUGCUGCAGGGAUUGAAUUGGAUGACGAGGAGCUUGCUCACUUUGUGGAGCAUGUUGAUAAGGAUAAUAAUGGAAUUAUCACUUUUGAAGAAUGGAGAGAUUUUCUUCUACUUUACCCUCAUGAAGCAACUAUUGAAAAUAUAUAUCAUCAUUGGGAGAGGGUGUGCCUUGUUGACAUUGGAGAGCAAGCUGUUAUUCCUGAAGGCAUCAGCAAGCAUGUGAACCGGAGCAAAUAUUUUAUUGCCGGGGGAAUAGCAGGAGGUAUUUCUCGGACAGCAACUGCUCCUCUUGAUCGUCUAAAGGUGGUCUUACAAGUUCAAACUGCACGUGCUGCUAUUAUGCCAGCAGUAAGGAAGAUAUGGACGCAAGAUGGUCUGUCAGGAUUUUUCCGAGGAAAUGGAUUGAAUGUUGUGAAGGUAGCGCCAGAAAGUGCCAUAAAAUUUUAUGCUUUUGAAACGUUGAAAAAUAUAAUUAGAGAGGCUCAAGGCAACAAGUCAGAUAUUGGUACUGCUGGGAGGCUUUUUGCAGGAGGUAUGGCUGGUGCAGUCGCACAGGCUGCUAUCUAUCCACUGGAUCUUAUUAAAACUAGAUUACAGACUUGUGCCUCUGAAGGUGGAAGAGGCCCUAAGCUAGGAACACUUACAAAGAAUAUAUGGGUUCAAGAGGGACCUCGAGCUUUCUACAGAGGGCUUGUUCCAUCUCUGCUUGGCAUGAUUCCUUAUGCAGCCAUUGAUCUCACUGCUUAUGAUACCUUGAAAGAUAUGUCCAAGAGAUAUAUUCUUCAUGAUAAUGAACCUGGUCCUCUAGUACAACUAGGAUGUGGGACAAUUUCUGGGGCUGUUGGAGCUACUUGUGUCUAUCCACUGCAGGUUAUUCGAACAAGACUGCAGGCACAACCUUUCAACACUUCCGAUGCUUACAAGGGGAUGUUUGACGCCUUUUGGAGAACUUUCAAGCUUGAAGGCUUUACAGGUCUCUACAAGGGACUCUUUCCAAAUCUCCUCAAAGUUGUGCCAGCUGCAAGCAUUACUUACGUGGUUUACGAAAAAAUGAAGAAGAAUCUGGAUCUGGAUUAGAGUUUAUAUUCGGGGGUACUAUCACAAGGUGUUUCCAGACAACCAAAAAGCCAUUUUAAGUACCAGGUUAGCCCUAGGCACAAGGUACUUCCAGAUUUGUGAGCAUUCACAUUGUAGGUAAAAUUCUUUAACUCAGUAGGUCAUACCUCAUGGUUGAGUAUUAUAUAAAAUUCCUCAAGCAAUUGGGUUGAUGAUACUUUAGUGAGUCAUGAAUUGCUGAUGGUUGCGAUAAGAGGUUAUAUUAGAAAAUCAUUCAUUCCGAGGAAAACGAUUUUGUAGUCAGAGGCUCAGUAUUUCCCCAUGCUUAUCUGAACUAAAUGUUGAGCAACUAAAGUGUAGCAUUCUUAGAUGGAAAAAUAACAAGCAACGAGGAGCCAUCCUUUUCAUUAUGGACUCACGUGAAGCCUGAAAGCUGUGUCAAGUAAUACAAACUUGGAUUCGAAGUUAUGUUGCUUAAAAAGGGUGCCGUUGUUUGUAGUACAAACAGAUGUAUCAUAUAUGAAAACGAUUUUUUUAAUUAAAAUAUGGUGUCUCGAUUUACAAUUUUA